Messenger RNA from Megachile rotundata (alfalfa leafcutting bee), 1301 nucleotides. RefSeq names its product phosducin-like protein 1. Lineage: Eukaryota; Metazoa; Arthropoda; Insecta; Hymenoptera; Megachilidae. The record is from RefSeq and is a predicted model, not a curated record. Gene Ontology annotation, biological process: regulation of G protein-coupled receptor signaling pathway.
ACUAAAUGUGUUUACCGACUUUGUGCAGUUGGUAAUGUUCAACCCAACUCCAACCCCAACGUAACUCUGAUCCCAUGGAAACAGGCAAGGCAACUUAACUCUAACCCGACUCUAACCCGAUUUGGACCCUCGAUGGAAACGUAGUCUAUGUCGAUAUACAAGUAAUCCGUCGCUAAAACUUCUACGGUAUUUCUAAUUAUGAAUAUUGACAUUUUGAUGUAGAUUGUGUAUGCUUCGGUUCGUACGAUACGUAAAUAACAUUAUUACUUGCGAAGCAAUUUCAUGCUACUCGAUUGAUACGUAAUAAACUGAUCCAGAAUGUUUGGAAAAUAUGGCACAGUAUUUGUGUUUUAAAAAGUAUUAAAUUAUUCACGGUGAUUUAUAUUGAGAAUUGAAUGAUUUUAUAUCACAGUAAUUAAACAUGUCAACAUUGGAAGAUAAAAUUUUGGGAGAAAAAUUACACUAUUAUUGUAGUAGUUCCAGUGAAGACGAAGAAAAUGAUUCAGUAGAUUCGGAUAAAGAUGUAGAUGAUGAAAGAUAUCAAAGAGUAAUUACAGAUACUAUAGAACCAUCCUUCUCAGAAUGGGAUGGAACUUCCAGAAACACUGGCCCAAAGGGUGUUAUAAAAGAUUGGCAACGAUAUAAACAACUGCAAGUAGAAAAAAGAGAAGAAGAAGCAAAGGAACAGCUUGAAUUAAUAAACAAAUUAAUUUUAACAUGCCGUAGUUCUUUGGACGAAGAAAAAGAAAAAAUUAUGCAAACUGAUCCAGAUCUUGCUGAAUUAUUAUCUGAUGAAUCCCUGUUAGAUUAUCAGAGACAAAGAAUGAAAGAAAUGCUUGCAAGAUCUGAAAAACUACGCUUUGGCAAAGUUAUUUAUCUAGAAACAGCAGACCAAUUUUUAGAAGCAAUCGAUAACGAAGACAAAUCUGUGACAAUUGUUGUUCACAUUUAUGAAAACAAUGUCCCUGGCUGUGAAGCUAUGAAUGGAUCUUUAAUAUCUCUUGCAGAAGAUUAUCCAUUUGUAAAAUUUUGUAAAAUUUUAGGUUCAGUAGCUGGACUGAGUAAACACUUUAAGAAAGAAGGGGUACCAGCUUUAUUAGUUUAUAAAACAGGUCAAGUAAUAGGAAACUUUGUUCAUAUAACUGACGAUUUAGGCGUAGACUUUUACGCAUCCGAUGUCGAAGCUUUUUUGAUCGAACACGGAAUGCUUACUGAUAAGAACUGUGUACCUGCAAUCAUCUCGUAUUCUCAGAAUGAGAAUAUAUUAUCAGAUAGCGAAUAAAUAAAACACAUAAAUUGUU